Messenger RNA from Colletotrichum phormii, 507 nucleotides. RefSeq names its product cytochrome P450. The record is from RefSeq and is a predicted model, not a curated record. The annotation marks the transcript as partial. Gene Ontology annotation, molecular function: oxidoreductase activity, acting on paired donors, with incorporation or reduction of molecular oxygen; heme binding; iron ion binding. The transcript is spliced from 2 exons. Lineage: Eukaryota; Fungi; Ascomycota; Sordariomycetes; Glomerellales; Glomerellaceae.
UAUUCCUCCGUCUCUGAAGUCACAGCCCAGAGUGUGCUUCGCCUUCCUUACUUGAAUGCCUGCAUCCAGGAAACACUGCGUCUCACGCCACCCAUCAAUGGUCGCGGGUCCCAUCGCAUUUCGCCUGGGGCCACGAUUGAUGGGCUCUACGUGCCCAAGGGCCGGCGCGGUGGCGUCAAUGUUUCUGCCGAUAUCUGGACCAUUCAGCGUAAGCCCGAGUACUGGGCUCUCGCCGACAGGUUCAGACCUGAUCGCUGGCUUGACAAUGGCCCGGGCACUGUUUUUGAGCACGAUGUCCGGACCAGCUACCGGCCAUUCCUCGUCGGACCUCGGGUGUGCAUUGGUCGCGAGAUGGCAUUGCAGUCUACUCGUCUGACUGUCGCCAAGAUAGUAUUCUCGUUCGAUCUAGAAAUGGCUAACAAGGAGACUUUUGUUUGGGAGAGGGAUGCAGGCAACGAUUACGUCUGGCAUGAUUACCAGGUCUUGGUGAAGAAAGGGGCAAACUAG